Perkinsus marinus ATCC 50983 is the source of this 651-nucleotide messenger RNA. RefSeq lists its product as hypothetical. Lineage: Eukaryota; Perkinsozoa; Perkinsida; Perkinsidae. The coding region runs from base 1 to 651 and encodes 216 amino acids. The transcript is spliced from 7 exons. The record is from RefSeq and is a predicted model, not a curated record.
AUGUACGAUUUGGGGAAAAAGUCCAAGUUUGUUGUAUUAGUAGUAGACCUGUCCGAUGCUGUACUUAUGAGCGAAAAUGAGCCUAUUACUUUGGAGGCGCUGAAAAGUGAUGUCGCGGAGGCCUUGGGAGUGGAUGCUAAAGUGAAAGUGAUCGAAACGAUAAUGUCGAGUUACACUGGUCUUCUGAGGGCACCCAUCGAGACCGACGAUGACCUUGCUGAUUUGUAUGGUGCUGUGCAUUGUUGUGAGAAUGCGAGCAGUGGUGGAAAGAAAAGAGCAUCGAAGGCUGAUCUACUAAUUCUCCAACUCAGAGAUGAAUACGAAGUUACUAUCGAUGGUCACUUGAAAGAGAUAGAAAUGCUCACAGGAGAGAAAAGUAAACUUGAGGGGAAAUUGAAGACUAUGGAGCAGGAAAUGGUUGAACUGACUGGACAGUUGUCACACAAGUUGGAGGCGGCUGAGAAGGACAUCACUAAACGAGUGAAAAGCGAAUUUGAUGAGAAACUGAAGGCAUAUGAAAAUGAGGUUGCUGAGAAGGAGAAGAAAUUUAAGGCGCAGCUGAAAGAGAAAACACAACAAAUUUUGGUCCAACAACAGGAGGUUAAUCUCGAACUCUUAUUUUCUGAUGCGGACUCUUGCUGUUGUAGAUGA